AUGACUAUAUUUCUCAUUAUUUGUGUGCUGUGGACCGUGACCGUAAAAGGUCAACCGUGUCCAUCUCCGUGUUACUGUCGACCUCCAGGUCAAGUCUUCUGUAAUGGAACAGGAAUAUCCCAGAUUCCAGGUAACAUUCCAACAGACACACGUAUUCUCUACAUUGGCGAUAACCCAAUUCAUCAGAUUAAAAGAAAUUCAUUUGCAAAACUCAUCAAUUUGACGGCACUCGAUGCUUCAGGAGCACCCUUGAAGGAGGGGUCUAUUGAGUCAGGUGCCCUUGACCUUCCGAGUCUGACAGACGUGGAUUUGUCACGGACAGAUUAUACCACUAUUCCCAAAGAGCUCCCCAAGAAGCUGAUCACAUACAGAAUGUAUUACGGAAAGCUGAAAACGCUUCAAUCAGAUAGCUUUGUACUCUACCCAAUGAUCGACUACCUCGACCUUUCAAAUAAUAAAAUUUUUAAAAUCCAACCCGAAACUUUUGAUCCACUGGUUAAUAUGACAACACUGUACAUCGGCUUCAACAAACUGACAGAUGCAAGUUUUCCACCGAAUGUGUUUUCUAAAUGUAGGAGUAUUCAGUCCAUUGAUUUCCGAUUCAACCAAAUGCAAAGUGUUCUUCGGAAUAUUCCCGCUGGUAUUCAGCAUCUCUGUUACGUGGGCAAUCAAAUUAAAACCUUGCACUCUUUCGCAUUCAAAGACUACACCAAUCUCCAAACCCUUGCGUUUUGGCAAGGUGCUGUGGAAACUAUAGAAGACAAUGCCUUUUUUGGACUAGAGCAACUCACUCUUUUAGAUUUUAUGCAGGAUCACAUAAGAUCUACUUUGACCAACAAUACCUUCAUUGGUCUCUCCAGUGUGGACACGCUGUAUCUAGACCUCAACAAUAUCAGUAAAAUAGAGGUGGGGGCUUUGUAUCCUCUAAAGAACGUAGGCUCUCUGUGGCUACAGAGCAAUAUGUUAACCACACUGAAACCGGAGGUCCUUGACUCGAAAUAUCUCACCAAACUGAAUUCGCUUUUCAUCGACUCGAAUCCGUGGUACUGUGACUGCAAUUUAAGAUGGUUGAGAGAGAAAAUGGAUACGUCUCCUAAUGUGAUUCAGGACCCGCACCUUAUUGUGUGUAGCGGACCACCUGCAGUAGCUGGCAAGGCAUGGGAUGUGCUGAAACCGACUGAUUUUGUGUGCAAUGAAAACUAA
Saccostrea echinata is the source of this 1203-nucleotide messenger RNA. RefSeq names its product slit homolog 2 protein-like. The record is from RefSeq and is a predicted model, not a curated record. Bases 1 to 1203 code for a protein of 400 amino acids. Lineage: Eukaryota; Metazoa; Mollusca; Bivalvia; Ostreida; Ostreidae. The transcript has a single exon. Gene Ontology annotation, molecular function: protein binding.